Messenger RNA from Polistes canadensis, 2336 nucleotides. RefSeq names its product importin subunit alpha (gene Pen). NCBI's taxonomy places the organism in Eukaryota, Metazoa, Arthropoda, Insecta, Hymenoptera, Vespidae. Bases 204 to 1799 code for a protein of 531 amino acids. Gene Ontology annotation, biological process: NLS-bearing protein import into nucleus. The transcript is spliced from 8 exons. Gene Ontology annotation, cellular component: cytoplasm; nucleus. Gene Ontology annotation, molecular function: nuclear import signal receptor activity; protein binding. The record is from RefSeq and is a predicted model, not a curated record.
CAGGUCGCGAAGAAAUGCGCACCGGUCUUAUGACCAUUCUAUUGUCAUCGCGCGGGUCGCGAACAUUUAACGAGUACUUUCGUUAUUUCAAAUUCAGUUAUACGAUUUUCCUCGCAUCUCUUAUUUACAAAUUAAUUUAGAAAUUAUUUUUAGAAUUUGUAAAAAGGCGUAUUUCCAAUCUUGAUUGGACUAUUAUCAAUAAUAUGCCUGCCAAUAAUACCACUAUACCUGCUCAGGAGAUUGAUCGCAAUUCCAGAAUUGCUAAUUUCAAAUUCAACAGUAAACAUGAAGAAGCACGUAGAAGGAGAAGUGAAAUUUCAAUUGAAUUACGCAAAGCAAAAAAAGAAAAUCAGUUAUUCAAAAGACGUAAUUUAAAUAUUGUGGAAGAUGAGGAAACAUCAAUAUUUACUGAAAACAAUAUAAAACCUACCUCUUCGUCAAUUGAAGAUAUUGUAGCCAAUAUGCUUUCCUCCGAUGAAACUAUUCAACUUCAAGCAGUACAAGCUUGUAGGAAGAUGUUGAGUCGUGAAAAAAAUCCACCAAUAGAUUCUAUGAUAAAUUUAGGAAUAGUACCACAAUGUAUUAGAUUUUUGGACUAUCAUCAUAACCCCGCACUUCAAUUUGAAGCAUCAUGGGCUUUAACUAAUGUAGCCUCAGGCACAUCUGAGCAGACAUACGUUGUUGUCAAAAAUGGUGCUAUUCCCAAAUUAAUAAAUUUACUUAAAUCCAACUCAUCUAAUGUCGCUGAACAAGCUGUAUGGGCAUUAGGAAAUAUUGCUGGAGAUGGACCAGUGACUCGUGAUCUUGUUCUUGCCAAUGGUUUAUUGCCAGUUCUAUUGAGUUUAAUAAAACCAGACACCAAUAUAACAUUCGCUCGUAAUAUAGUCUGGACUUUAUCGAACUUGUGCCGAAAUAAAAACCCACCGCCACCAUUUGAAGUUGUAAAAACAGCUCUGCCAGUACUGAAUCGAUUGCUUAGCAAUACUGAUAAGGAUAUUUUAGCUGAUGCUUGUUGGGCAUUGUCAUACCUUACCGAUGGACCAAACGAGAAAAUACAAGCAGUAGUUGAUUCUGGUAUUACUCCAAAAUUAGUAGAAUUACUUUCAUCUACUGAAGUAACAGUGCUUACGCCAGCACUACGUGCAGUUGGAAACAUAGUUACUGGAAACGAUGUUCAAACGGAUGCAAUCAUUUCCGCGGGUGGACUUAAUCAUCUUGCCCUAUUAUUAGAACACAAUCGUAUAAAUAUCGUUAAAGAAGCUGCUUGGACUAUUAGUAAUAUUACUGCUGGAACUGUACAACAAAUUCAGCACGUUAUAAAUGCUAAUGUUUUACGACCAUUGUGCCAAGUUCUUAGAGUGGGUGAUUAUAAAUCACAAAAAGAAGCAGCAUGGGCUAUAACUAAUUUAACUUCAGGAUGUUCAGUUAAACAUAUAGCUUAUUUGAUACAGACUGGCAUAUUAUCUCCAUUCUGCAAUUUACUUGAUUCCAAAGAUUGGAAAACUGUUCUUGUUGUUCUUGAUGGCUUAUCAAAUAUUUUAGAAGCGUCUGCAAAAAUGGGUGAAAUUGAACGUGUUACCCUUAUGAUCGAAGAAAACGGUGGCCUAGAUAAAAUUGAAUGUUUGCAACAAAAUGAAAAUGAACAAGUAUACCAAAGAGCCAUAGCAAUCAUUGAUACUUACUUCUCAGAUUGCGACCAAGAAGAGUUCAGCACAAUAGAUCAUCCGAAAACGUCAGAAAAUACGGAAUUACAGUUCAUAGCUCCUGAUAUUCAACCACAACAAGCUUUUAAUUUUUAAAAUGUUGUAUCAUUCUUAUAUUACAGUUCCCAGUGAGUUAUAACCCAUUUGUAAAUAAUUCAUAGUAAUGGGGCAAAAAAAUAUUAGCAAUUUCUUCGCGCUAAUCGAAUAUUUUGUACUUAGUGUUUCGUUCAUAUUCUUAAAAAGCGAAAAUUAUUUCGACGAUUGAUCUUCUUUUUUCUUAUGAUAAUAUUUUACUAUAUCGUAAUUAUGUUAAGUUGAAAAAAUUUCUUUAAAUUGAAGACAAAGUAAUACACAAAAAUUUGCUCUCUAUAAUUCUCUGAUGAUUUUUUGAUGAUUUGAGAAAGAGAAAGAUAAAUAUUAUUAGGCGUUACAAGGAUUUAUGAUUAAGCUUUGUUCAAAAUAUUAAUUUUUUAAAUUUUGCAUGUAAAGAGUUUUUGUCGAAUUUAUUUUUUCUUAUAUUUUCUUUUCAUAUUGUGACGCGCAAAGACAUAUGUCUAUCAAUUAUAUUAAAUCCUAUUAAUGAUAUAAAUUUGUUUUUUUAUGUAUUUUGUAAUAAAACUUAUAUAUACUUGA